Molecule: messenger RNA, 1106 nt
Organism: Syngnathoides biaculeatus (alligator pipefish)
Lineage: Eukaryota; Metazoa; Chordata; Actinopteri; Syngnathiformes; Syngnathidae
Product: transcription factor 7-like
Exons: 1
Coding region: 61-822 (253 amino acids)
Biological process (GO): regulation of transcription by RNA polymerase II; canonical Wnt signaling pathway
Cellular component (GO): beta-catenin-TCF complex; catenin-TCF7L2 complex
Molecular function (GO): DNA-binding transcription factor activity, RNA polymerase II-specific; RNA polymerase II cis-regulatory region sequence-specific DNA binding
Source: RefSeq, a predicted model, not a curated record
AUUUCCACACGCUCCAGUCCACGGGGUCAAGGGCCCGGCCGGCAACCAGGAGUGGACGGCAUGGAGCGCUUUCAGACGCUGUUUACCGACGAGGAUGUCAAGUGGGACAAGCUGCUGGACAACAUCCUAAAUUCGGCUGACAACAUCCUGUGGGGUACCACACCUGCCCGUCCUCCGCCCACUACUGCUGUAGAGAGCGAGCCGAAAGAGUCGCCGCAACCCCCGGAAACUGACGACGAACUCUCCGAUGUCCUGGAUGACUUUUGGUUGCCCGACUACUUGGGCGGCCCCAUCAGCAUCCAGGACCCCGACGACAUCGUCGCGGCGACGACCCAGCCUCCCGGCGGGAGGCUUCACGUCGAGCCGGUGGCGGACGGGGCCCGGACGGCGGCGUCCUCCGACUCCGCUGAACCUCCAACAGACGCGCCGCAGUCCGUCCGGCAGGAAGGAGCUCGGCCGUACGUCAAGAAGCCGCCCAACGCCUUCAUGCUGUUCCGCAAAGAGCAGAGCCCCAACGUCGUGGCCCGGUUCAGCAUCACCAAUUCUGCGGUGGUCAAUAAAAUUCUGGGGAAGAUGUGGAAGUCGCUGCCAAGGAAGCUGCAGGCAAAGUACUACCAGCAAGCCGAAGAGCUCAAAAUCCUCCACGGCCUGCGACAUCCGGACUGGUCCUGCACAGACAACUACGGCAAAAAGAGGAAGCGUGAUCGCAGGAGGCACGGCGCUGACCACAAGAGCGUGGCGAUGGGGGCGGGCGGCACACAAGACCGCAAGCGCGGAAACGGGUGGCUGCUGACGGAUACCACCGCGGAUUUGGCGCCGUGAUAUGAGAAACACGGCGCAGGUCAAGACCGGACCUUGUGUCUUGAGACGUAUUCACGAAUGGCGUCGGAAUGCAAGAACCAUGGACAGUAUCUGGUAGGGGGGAGUCCGAGUACUCUUGUUAGGGAUGUCUGGCCUCUUCCUAGAACUGCCACUGGACAGAGGUUUUUCCUUUUCAAAUGGAUGUUGUUACAACUGGCAAAUAUAUCUUCUGAAUGAAUAUGUACAAUUUGAUAUCAAAUUGUAAUUGCCCAUUACUUAAUAACAGGACUGAUUACAGACGGUGA